CGUGGCUGCUGCUUCACUGCUCCAUCACUUCAAUGACCGCUUCGUUUCUCAAUGUAAAUUAACUACGUUGGCGACCUCUAGGUCGCCUUUUUAAUCACACAGACACUUUUUUGUAAAUCUCUUGUGUCGUCGGAACAUUUUUGUGUCACAAAGGAAACUUCCAAGCAGCUGUGGCUAAGUUUUCGUCGAGCGGUUUGUGUAGUGAAGAACGCGUUAGCUCGUUCAGCUAGCAGCAGCUUUCUUCUGGUUCCCAGCAUCUACUGGAGUCGGCUAGCACUGUAAUUCGUGGGCUUUUACAUGGUUUUUGUGCCUCCUAACGUGAACUGCCACUGAUGGAUUAGCAGAGCGAUUUUAUCUCGUAGAUGAACGGAGAAUAUCGGAAAGGUUCAGUUUAAGUGCCUGAGCUGUCACGAGGAUGAGCAGUAAGCGCAGCUUAUUCGUGCGGCUGGUGCCGUGCCGCUGCCUGCGGGGCGAGGAGGAGCCCGUCACUUCCCUGGAUUACUCGCACUGCAGCCUGGAGCAGGUCCCUAAAGAGAUCUUCAGCUUUGAGAAGACCCUGGAGGAGCUCUACCUUGAUGCCAACCAGAUUAAUGAGCUGCCCAAACAACUUUUCAACUGCCAGUUGCUUCAGCGGUUGAGUCUACCAGACAACGAUCUGGCGGUCCUGCCGCCGGGCCUGGCAAACCUCAUCAAUCUCAGGGAGCUGGACAUCAGCAAGAACAACAUCCAAGAGUUUCCUGAAAAUAUCAAGAACUGUAAAGUCCUGGCCAUAGUAGAAGCAAGUGUGAACCCUAUAUCCAAGCUCCCUGAUGGUUUCACGCAGCUUCUCAGUCUGACGCAGCUCUACCUGAACGAUGCCUUCCUCGAGUUUCUACCGGCAAGCUUUGGCAGACUAACCAAGCUGCAGAUCCUGGAGCUGCGGGAGAACCAGCUAAAGAUGUUGCCAAAGAGCAUGCAUAAGCUCACGCAGCUGGAGCGGCUGGAUCUGGGGAGCAAUGAGUUCACUGAAGUGCCUGAGGUUUUGGAGCAGCUCAAUGGAAUCAAAGAGCUGUGGAUAGAUGGAAACAAAUUGACAUUUUUACCCGGGAUGAUCGGGGCACUGAAGCAGCUCUGCUACCUGGACGUGUCCAAGAAUAACAUUGAGAUAGUGGAUGAAAAGAUAUCUGGAUGUGAAAACCUGCAGGAUAUUCUGUUGUCCAACAAUGCUCUGGCGCAGCUGCCGGGAUCUAUAGGUUCACUGAAAAGACUGUCUUCUCUAAAGGUGGAUGAUAACCAGCUCAUGUACCUCCCCGACACGAUAGGAGGUCUCACUGCUCUGGAAGAGCUCGACUGCAGCUUCAAUGAGAUCGAAGCCCUUCCAGACUCCGUCGGCAAGUGUGUCAAUCUGCGAACGUUCGCUGCCGACCACAACCUGCUCACUCACAUGCCUUCAGAGAUGGGCUGUUUGAAGAACGUCACAGUGCUCUUCCUGCACUCCAACAAGCUGGAGUUUCUGCCCGAGGAGAUGGGCGACAUGCUGAAGCUCAAGGUCAUCAAUCUCAGCGACAACAAGUUGAGGAACCUUCCUUACAGUUUCACUAAGCUCAACCAGAUGACUGCAAUGUGGCUGUCUGAAAACCAGUCAAAGCCGCUGAUUCCUCUACAGAAAGAGGAGGAUCUAGAGACACGCAAGACUGUUCUCACCAACUACAUGUUUCCUCAACAGAGCAGAACUGAAGAAUAUGUGCCCAACUCUGACAGCGAGAGCUUUAACCCGUCCCUGUGGGAGGAGCAACGCAAGCAGCGGGCACAAGUGGCGUUUGAGUGUGACGAGGACAAAGACGAGAGAGAGACACCCACACGGGAGGGCAAUCUAAAGCGCUACCCCACGCCGUACCCCGAUGAGCUGAAGAACAUGGUGAAAACAGCUCAGUCUGUGGCACACAGACUGAAAGAGGACGAGUCCGGUGACGAGGCAGGAAGAGAGGGCAGAGUCGGCGAGAGGAAUCAUAUUGGCGUGCAGGAUGUUGGAGUGAAGGUGAUUGAAGGUCCAUGCAGCAAUGGGAUGGAGCCCAAAGCAAAUGUGAACUUUCUCCAAAACCAUGAACCACGAGACACAAUAGACUACACUGUUGAGAGGAUUCCUCUCAAGACCUCAGAUAAGAUGACAGCUAUGGUUAACCAUGAUGACACCCUCGAGGACUCAGAGGAGCUGUCGUCCGAGGAGGAUGAAAUGAAGAUUGCUGAGAUGAGACCUCCACUCAUCGAGAUCUCCAUUAACCAGCCCAAAGUAGUGGCCCUGAUCAAGGACAAAAAGGAGGAUGGAAAGGAUGCAGACUCAUUGCUGGAUGAGACGGUUGCCAACAGCAACCAGAACAACAGCAACUGUUCAUCACCCUCACGCAUGUCUGAUUCGGUGUCAUUAACCACAGACAGCAGUCAGGACAACUCCCUUUGCACUCCAGAGAGAGAAUCCAAGAUGCCCCUCGACCCCAAGAACAGGCAAGAGGAUGAGAACCUGAACCAGUUGAAGCAAACGACUCCUCUACUUCAGAACGGUAAUGAUUCAGAAAUGUCCCUGCAGACCAUACUGAAAAACCAUCAGAGCUACGAAAGCAAAUCAGACAAGAUGGCCGACUACAACCUAGCCAUGGAGGAGAGACUUGCCCUCAUUGAGAAGGGUAUUAACAAUGGCAUGAGGGACCAGUACAGCAAGUGGGAUCAGAUCAACAUGAACGUGGCCAAAUUCCCACCUGACAAUAUGGUGACGUACGAGGACCUGGAGAGGACCAAAGUUUCAUCACCUAAAGUGUCAAGCAACAACAACGCCACGGUAUCGCUGGAGAACCUUGAGAACGGGAAUGGGCUUCCAAAAACCCAGUCUGGAGAACAUUUUUAUGGACGAUCGGAUCAAGUUCCUUUGAGAUAUGAGACUACUAGGACCGUCUCGACAGGCGUGACUGCCUUAAGUGAUAUGAGUCUUUCUCGUAGUACAGAGGAGCUGUCACCAGAGAAGAAAUGUCCACCUGCCCCCGUUGUGAAAUCUCAAAGCAUCGCCAACAUGGAUGCUGGUGGAAUGAAGCUGUACUCCAUCGAGGGUGAUAGCCCUCCGUACGAGGUGGCGUGUGCUGCCAGAACAUCUUUGUCUGGUGCUCAAGGCCAGAGUAUCGUUCGUUCAAAAUCCGCCUCUUUGCUCAACGACCAGCAAUUGCAGAUCUACCCUGGUUCUUCAGCGUCCUCCUCUGACCUCCUGUCCAGCUCAAAACCUCCAGCUAGCACCGCCCGUUAUCCUGCUGGCCCCCCGCCGCAGUACAAUGUCCAGUAUGCCUGUAGCGGCACGCCCAAAGACAAUCUAUGGGGCCAGCGCAGCCCUGUUACUCCCGAGCAACCCUACCUGCCGCCGCAGCACUCACUGGCCAACACCAACUACUCCAACCGUAACAACGCCCCUCCCUAUCCCCAGCCCCAACAACGUGGCCCACCUAAGACCCCAGACAUUUGGGCGAAAGAAAGGAUGCUGCCAUCUAGUGGCCAGCGUGGCACCUUACAGAGACAAGGUAGCGGUUCGUCUGGCGCCCCCAUGUGCAUGCCAGAUGCGCGACGGAUGCCAGGAAUGGAGGUUGAGUACAUGACCUACAGGGACAUUCACACGGCCGGCCGUGGACCCCUUCAGAUGAGCCAGGCUCUUCAUAGACCCCUGUCAGCUCGCACGUAUAGCAUGGACGGACCCAGUGCUCCCCGCCCUCAAAGCGCCAGGCCUCCACCUCACGAGCUUCCAGAGAGGACCAUGUCUGUCAGCGACUUUAACUACCAGCUCAGCAGCCCCAGCAAGAGGCCCAGUAUGAGGGUGAAGUCCGAGCACUCACUGCUGGACGGUCCGGCUGGGGGAGGCGGAAGGGUUCCUGCAGAUUGGAGAGACCAGGUCAUGAGGCACAUUGAAGCCAAGAAAAUGGAGAAGAGAGGUCUGUCUCGGUCUUUGGCCACUCUCAAUGGCAGUCAGAUAUCUCUGGCCUUUAGCGUUGUAGAUGGACGGCAGUAUGGAGCUCAUGGGCCCAGCGAUGAUGUUUUUAGUCCUCAUGGACAACAGGGCUAUCAUAUCGACACUCUCAGAAAAGUGCCUUUGAUGAAUGGACAAAUGUGUCCUCCGGUGAGAUCUCCCAUGAGCUGCGGUCAGUCACCAAUGGCUCGUCACCCCUCCAGAGAGCAGCUCAUAGACUAUCUGAUGCUUAAAGUAUCCCAGCAGCCCUCUGGCCCUACACGGGUGUCCCAUGACAUGCUGCAGCAAGAGCUCCACGUGACGAUCGAGAAGAACCCCGAGUUGGGUUUCAGCAUAUCAGGUGGAGUCGGUGGCCGUGGAAAUCCCUUCCGCCCAGACGACUACGGUAUAUUUGUGACGAGAGUUCAGUCAGAUGGACCCGCUUCAAAGCUCCUUCAACCUGGAGAUAAAAUCCUUCAGGCAAACGGGUACAGCUUCAUUAAUGUCGACCACGGAAACGCAGUGUCCCUACUGAAGACCUUUCCCAGCACCGUCGACCUGAUCAUCAUUCGAGAGAUGGCAGCGUAGAUGAAACUGAAUCUUCACCGUCUUAUUUUUUUACCCAGAGGAGUACUUUAUAUUCAGUCUGAUGGAAACGGGCGGCUGUGGACCAUGGGUUAAAGGGGCAGAACCACUGCGUCAAGUGGGAGACGGACAAACGCCUGGAAGGAUGCGUCUUAAAGAUUUACGCCUUCACUGUGGUUAGCCUGUUGGUGUAGUUCAACCAAUAUGAAAACCUGUGCUUUUUGUAAAGAUUGUUUUUAAUUUCACCUUUUUAAAAUUUUAUUUUGAAGAAUACAACCUGCGUAGAGCUCUAGUGGGAUGUUAGGUGUAGCUGACCCUGUGAGGGCACGGCUCUCUAUCACAUCUCACUCUGUUUUUUAUUUUUCGUUUUAAAGAUUUUAAAACCACUUUCAUGAUCUAUGUGAAAUUCUGAGCUAGAAGACAACGCUAUGUGCUAGGUUUGAAUGUAGAAUUCUAUUGGUAAUAUUUGUUUAUUUGGUAGGAUUACGUUACUCAUCUGAAUGACAAGCUCACUCCUAAAUGUCAUCGGCUGACAUCUUCUCGACUUCUGUCCAUCGCUUUUUCUCCAGUGAAAUACGAGUCUUCUGUCCCCGCUAACUUGCAAUCUUUUAAGAAAGUGCUGAAAUGAUCUCUGUACGUGAAUCGUUGGAACGCUCUGAAGAACUUCAAUAAGGAUUGUGAAAGAGAAGAGACGUCAACAAAAAAAGACAUUGGACGUUGAAACUGAAACUGAAAGUGGUGCGAGCUAUCUGAACCAAAGCAUGUUGGGACUGUUGCACAGGACUGCUGGCUAAGAGAAAAGGGACUUCCUAAUAAUUAAGCAGCGGCUGGCUCGGACUACAAGAUGUCCGACGGCCCUAUUCCAAUGGCCACCAAACUGAUGUUCACAUUUCGAAAGUUGUGCGAUUUUGAACUUGGUUGUACGGAAACGGUUUUAUUCUUUGAAGAAUGUUGAUGUUUUAUCCUCUCGCGAAAACACCCUCACAUUUUUGUAGAUUUGCAGGCGUUUGCUGUAAGGGUGUCCAAGGUGGGCAGAGGAAACGUCAUGUCAAGUGCCAUAGACCCUGAACUGUCCGACCCAGAGCAAUACUCACCGAUCCACACCGCAUAUUCAGUGGCCUUAUCGGGCUGACGUAUGACACAGUGGGCGAAAGAGCAAUAGAAAGUCAUUUAAUUCCAUUCGCUGGAUGCAGUCGGUUGCGUUUUUUUAUACGUGCAAAAAUCCCAUUUAGUAUUUCUGAAUUGAUACAGCAUUUUAUAUUGUACAAAUCUUUUAAAGAUGAAAAUGUAGGAAAUGACAUUUCAGAUUUUUGGGAGAAAAAAAAUAUUUGUGAAGUCUGAAUAGUGUGCGAAUGAAUGUUUCGACAUGUCCUUAUCUGUGAACGAUUGCACUGCUGUUUCAGAAAAAUCCUACAAAGAUGAUCAUCACCAGUGUAUAUGAAAACCAUGACACCAGCUGAUAUGUAAAAAGAUUGGAUGAAGCGGCACAGCUUUGUAAAAUUAUCAUUGUAAUGUUUUUAUUUGAUGAAGUAGUUGAGUUUAAAGGCCACAAAAGGUUUUUUGCUAUUUGUACACACGUCGAGGAGAAUGACUAACUUGUACUUUGCUUAUUUGCAUGAAAUCCCUCCUUUGAUUGUUCGACACUGUAUUGAUUCUUCACUAGACUGGAGUGCUAAAUGAAUUCAGAUUAACAUAUACUGACAAUGUGACAAACCCACAAGUUUAUGGAUGUGAAGAGCACUGUCACCACUUCUGUAAGACCAUUUUUUGGCAUUUUAAUUAAUAUCGACACCAAGCCCCUACUAUGUUAUUAGGCAUUUUUGUUGCUUCGCAGUUGCAAGUGCAUUUGCCACAUUGUGCGUUGAAAAAAAACCAAACAAUUCCCCUAAAUUUUACUGUGAAAUGAUUGUGAUGUCACAAAACAGUUAUUUUUGUGGAUGCCUUUUUUAAUGACACAGUCUAGUGUAGUUGGGACUGUCAUUCUUUUUGUUUUGUCUGCACAGACUCAUUUCAAAAAGGUUGUUUUUUUACUGUCCCAUCUUUUAUUUAUUUAGUACACUUUGACUUUGAGAUUACUAAUCGAAAUGUAAAUACUUUUUUAAAAGGUUUAUGAUUUAUUCAUGGCAUUAGUGAUUGUUUUUCAAACCAGCAAUAAUUUGCAUCACAGACGCAGCCCUUUUAAUGUAUAGUUAUGUGAAAGGUUUCUCUGGAAGCAGCUACUCUUAAAAUGAUUGGUAUGCAUUUAUUCAACAUUCCAAAUUUUGUAAAUAAUUUUACUUUCCAUGGUGUCCUGUGGAGAGAAUAAAUCAACUAAUGCUCUUUCAAAAAACUUGUGUGUUUAUCUUUUUCCACAUCACAAUUUUAAUGUCCCAGUGAAAUUUAAAAUGACAAUAUUUAUCAUGACAUAUUGCAGCGUUUAUUGUCAAUAUUUGAUCAAUGAAGGUGAUUCUCUUUUUAAAACUUGUGUGCCAUCAUAAUCUUGUUAAAUCUGAAAUUGCACUUCCGUCCUUUGACUAUCCAUCUUUGGAUGACGUGUGUUAGAAGACUUGGCUGGAGCAUCUGUUAACUCCUCUCCUUCAACUGUCAGUCUCCUGCCAGUUCCAUUACAAAAUGCAACGGCUGUUUUUAUACAUGUAAUCAAAUCGUAGAGAAGACUAAAGCCACGCCCACUGUUUUUCUUAUUCAAAAUUCCAUUUCACCUGGAAAUACGUCAAUAUGCAUGUCUAAAGAAUCUCAACAUUCGGUUCACAGGGACUUUAACAGAAGAGAAACCCUCAUUUUCAGUUUUCCAAGAAUAACAUGCUGCCCAUCGCUUAAUGCAAGUUCGACAAAUCUGUUUCUGAUAUUUUAUUCUGGCUAAUGCACAAUUCCAAUAACAAACACUUGUCUUAACCUACAAUUCAAAAUAGUCAAUAAUCUGAUUCAUUGAUCAAUGUUGAUUAUUUCAAAGGGUCUUUAUUUCUUUGAUCAUUUUUUAGCAAAGUCCUUUAUUUUCACUUAAAAUGAUUAUACUGAUUAGAUAAGAUUAUCAUUCAAAAGGAAGUUACACCAAAAGAAUAUGGUCACACCAGGUUAUAGUAAUUACAACAUCUCUUUAUAUAAAAUGCAUUUGGUAUAUAAAAUAUAUGUUAGUGUUUGGUUCGUAAUAGGUUGAGUUCUUGUUUUAAAUACGCUUGGGACCAUAAAGCGGUAGUGUUUUUUCCACAUGAACUGAUUCCCUCUGCUGUCAGGUUCCUCUUCUAUAUAUAACCUGGGGGAUAAAUAUGAGAAUGGUU
This is a messenger RNA of Triplophysa dalaica, 7815 nucleotides long. It is a transcript of the gene erbin, whose product is annotated as erbb2 interacting protein. Gene Ontology annotation, cellular component: postsynaptic density; postsynaptic membrane; adherens junction. Gene Ontology annotation, molecular function: protein binding. The record is from RefSeq and is a predicted model, not a curated record. The transcript is spliced from 26 exons. Gene Ontology annotation, biological process: neurotransmitter receptor transport postsynaptic membrane to endosome; neurotransmitter receptor transport, endosome to postsynaptic membrane. NCBI's taxonomy places the organism in Eukaryota, Metazoa, Chordata, Actinopteri, Cypriniformes, Nemacheilidae. Bases 416 to 4543 code for a protein of 1375 amino acids.